CUCCACCUCCACCACCACCACCACCACCUCCUCCUCCCCUCCCUCACCACGUCUCUCUCAGGAUCUUCCACCGAACCCACGGGAAACCGGCGCCCAGAUCUUUCCCCCCGCGAUUCAGAUCACCGGAUCGACUCGCCAACUCGCAGAACCUGCACAGCGGCGCCGAGGUUGCUGGGGGCUGUGGAUCUGCUGAGGUGGCGACAUGGAGCUGGAUUUGGGAGCUCUUCUCAAAUCCGGCGGCCUCUCGGUCUCGGACUACGACUCGGUCGUUUCGAUCAACAUCUUCAUUGCGCUGCUCUGCAGCUGCAUUGUGCUCGGGCAUCUGCUGGAAGGGAACAGAUGGGUGAACGAGUCCAGCACUGCGCUUGUCAUGGGGCUCAUCACUGGAGGCGUGAUUAUGCUCGUCACUAAUGGGACGAAUUCAAGGAUUCUUGUGUUCAGCGAGGACCUGUUUUUCAUCUACUUGCUUCCUCCGAUCAUUUUCAAUGCUGGGUUUCAAGUAAAGAAAAAGCAAUUCUUCCGCAACUUUAUGACAAUUACUUUAUUUGGUGCUGUUGGGACAUUGAUAUCCUUUGUAAUAAUCUCUCUCGGUGCUAUGGGAUUGUUCAGGAAACUUGAUGUUGGCCCACUCGAGCUUGGGGAUUAUCUUGCAAUUGGUGCUAUUUUCUCUGCAACAGAUUCUGUUUGCACCUUACAGGUGCUUAAUCAGGAUGAAACUCCCCUACUCUAUAGUCUAGUUUUUGGUGAAGGUGUUGUUAAUGACGCUACAUCUGUUGUGCUCUUCAAUGCGAUUGAAAACAUUGAUAUUGGUCAUUUUGAUGCUCUUGUUCUAUUAAACUUCAUUGGGAAAUUCCUCUACCUAUUCUUUACCAGCACCGUUCUUGGAGUAGCUGCUGGGUUGCUUAGUGCCUACAUUAUUAAGAAGCUUUGUUUUGCAAGACAUUCAACUGAUAGAGAAGUUGCUAUCAUGAUGCUCAUGGCAUACCUUUCGUACAUGCUAUCGAUGCUGCUGGAUCUGAGUGGCAUUCUCACUGUCUUUUUCUGUGGAAUAGUAAUGUCACAUUACACUUGGCAUAAUGUGACAGAAAGCUCUAGGAUUACUACCAAGCAUACAUUUGCAACUUUAUCAUUCAUUGCAGAAAUUUUUCUCUUUCUCUAUGUUGGGAUGGAUGCAUUGGACAUUGAAAAAUGGAAAUUAGCUAGUAGCAGUCCUAAAAAACCAAUUGCUUUAAGUGCAAUUAUAGUGGGCCUGGUUAUGGUUGGACGAGCAGCAUUUGUAUUCCCUUUGUCUUUCCUAUCCAACCUAAGUAAAAAAGAGUCACGUCCAAAGAUCUCCUUCAGGCAACAGGUAAUCAUAUGGUGGGCUGGUCUCAUGAGAGGAGCAGUAUCAAUUGCACUUGCCUAUAACAAGUUUACAGCGUCUGGUCAUACUGAGGUGCGAGUUAAUGCUAUCAUGAUCACCAGCACAGUCAUUGUUGUUCUGUUCAGCACAAUGGUUUUCGGUUUGCUGACUAAGCCACUGCUUAGUCUCCUCAUCCCACCAAGGACUGGCCUGAACAUAUCCGAGCUCUCAAGCCAGUCAAUUCUAGACCCACUUCUUGGAAGCUUGAUGGGGUCUGACUUCGACGUGGGUCAGAUCCCGCCGCAGUACAACCUCCAGUAUAUUCUCACCGCGCCAACUCGCUCUGUCCAUCGCCUGUGGCGCAAGUUUGAUGAUCGUUUCAUGCGCCCAGUGUUCGGUGGGCGAGGCUUCGUUCCCUUUGUGCCUGGUUCGCCGGUGGAGCGGAGCGUCCCUGAAUCUCACCUGGGCACUGUGACUGAGGCAACUGAGGCAGAACGUAGUUGAGUUGAGGCAUAGAAGAUGUAGAAUUUUUUUGUAAAUGUUCAGACAGAUACCACUCCUUUUGGACAUCUAUUGUUCCUGUAUCUUACACAGAUAGUUUCUGAUAGAGCUACUUAAGCUGGUAUAGUCUUCUGGUGCCACUACAACUGUACAAUACCGCAAUUCAUUCAUCUGUAAAAUAUAAUGUUGUUCAAAGAGAAUAAUUACAUGCUGGGAUAUCGGCAUGUUUUGUAUUGGAUUUGUAGAAAGUUUCUCUCUUUUUUUUUUCUGAAUGAAAGUUGUUCUUGGAGCUUGA
Messenger RNA from Phragmites australis (common reed), 2138 nucleotides. RefSeq names its product sodium/hydrogen exchanger 1-like. The record is from RefSeq and is a predicted model, not a curated record. Gene Ontology annotation, cellular component: membrane. Gene Ontology annotation, biological process: proton transmembrane transport; sodium ion transport; regulation of pH. Bases 203 to 1846 code for a protein of 547 amino acids. Gene Ontology annotation, molecular function: sodium:proton antiporter activity. Lineage: Eukaryota; Viridiplantae; Streptophyta; Magnoliopsida; Poales; Poaceae. The transcript has 15 exons.